AGACUACGGCAGUGGACAAGAGAGGAGGUCCUCCUGCUAUCCACUGUGCGUCCACUAACUAAGUGAUCAUGUCAGCCCCAGGUUACCCAUCCUCUCACCAGGGUCCUGGAAGUUACUCCACGGCACCCUACCCUGUUCCUCAUGGUGGGUAUGGUGAGCCUAACCAUGCUCCCCCACCGGUUGGCUUCCAUAUGGGCUACAACCAACAACAACCCCACCCAGGCCAGCCUGUGAUGUACCAGCCUGUGCCCAUGCCCGAAUAUGGGGUACCUCAAAUGGGCCCCAGCCCAGGCUAUGGUGGUCCCAUGCCUGGGCCCAGAUACGGUGCACCUCAGAUGGGCCCCAGCCAAGGCUAUGGUGGUCCCAUGCCUGGGCCCGAGUACGGUGUACCUCAGAUGGGCCCAGGCUAUGGUGGUCCCACGCCUGGGCCUGAAUACGGUGCACCGAACUCAGGCCCUCCUGCAGCCAUCUCCCCAGCCCCUGCAGCAGUUGUGCCUGUUGGAGUUCCACCUGGUCUGGAGUACCUAACACAGAUUGACCAGAUCCUUAUACACCAAAAAGUGGAGUUGCUGGAAGCGUUCAUUGGCUUUGAGACCAACAACCAGUACGAGAUCAAGAACAGCCUGGGUCAGAAGAUCUACAAGGCCAAGGAGAAGAACGACUGCUGCACACGCAACUGCUGCGGUGCCCUGCGUAGCUUCGACAUGAAGAUCAAGGACAACACGGACCGCGAGGUCAUCCGCCUCAUACGUCCCUUCCGCUGUGCCUCCUGCUGGUGCCCCUGCUGCCUGCAAGAGCUCGAGGUCCAAGCCCCGCCUGGCACCACCAUAGGCUAUGUGUCCCAGGACUGGAACCCCUGCGUGCCGAAGUUCUCCAUCAAGGGGGCCAACAAGGAGACCGUAAUGAAGCUGGAGGGACCCUGCUUCGCCUGCAACUGCUGCGGGGACGUCAACUUCAAGCUGAUGGGGGAAGAUGGAGGCAAGCCCAUCGGCCGCAUCAGUAAGCAGUGGAGUGGCCUGAUAAAGGAGGUCUUCACCGACACGGACAACUUUGGCAUCCAGUUCCCCAUGGACCUGGAUGUCAAGAUGAAGGCUGUGCUCAUGGGCGCCUGCUUCCUCAUUGAUUUCAUGUUCUUCGAGAAGGUUGGCAACACAAAGCAGCGCAACACCGUCUUCUCAUAACGUAGGAAAAGAAAGAAAGACUGAGCCCUUGAGUCAAUGCAGUCUGUUUUUCCGAUCCCGUUCGGAACCUCCAUUUUUUUCAGAAUCUAUAAGAAACUCCUUCCUUAUUCAAAAGCUUAGAGGACACUGCCAAUCCCAGAACUCUUUGUGUGAAACACAACAUGAGCUUACAUUUGAGCCAAAAUGCCCUCUCUGGACUGUUUCUGUGUAUCCAUCCAAAUGUAAGAAUCAGCAACUGGGCUAUGAGACAUAGUUGUCUUUAAUGGGUUUCUCCACUCUCUGCAUGGAAUGUGUUUAUCUACGGUAUGUUUUGUCAUAUCUCUAUUUUCUAUUUGUUUUCUAUAACAUUGAUGUGGGGUUCAGAACAGUAGGCUUAAUGGAAAAAUACCAGUUAUAUAUUAACCUAACUUUACAUAUUCUUUGCGAUUUCUGUUUUGUCUGUGUGCAAUGGUAUAUUUUACAUCAUGUUAUUUGUAAGCCAAAUGUAUAUGUUAAUCUAUCUAUACUUCACCAGCCAUGAAAUUAUUACUGUAGACGUCUAGGUAAUUUCAUGAUUAGUCUAGUACUUUUAAAGAGAUUAUAGGAUUAACACUUGCAAUACACUACUAUACUAACUGUAGCAGCUGUGGUUGUACUAGCUGCUUUGUUAGAUUUUUGUAAGAUGACCACGUACACUACCAUUCAAAAGUUUGGGGUCACUUAGAAAUGUCCUUGUUUUUAAAAGAAAAGCAAAUUUUUUUUGUCCAUUUUAAAAUAGCAUCAAAUGGAUCAGAAAUACAGUGUAGACAUUGUUAAUGUUGUAAAUGACUAUUGUAGCUGGAAAUGGCAGAAUUGUAAUGGAAUAUCUACAUAGGUGUACAGAUGCCCAUUUAUCAGCAACCAACCCUCCUGUUUUCCAAUAGCACGUUGUGUUAGCUAAUACAAGUUGAUAAUUUUAAAAGGCUAAUUGAUCAUUAGAACACCCUUUUGCAAUUAUGUUAGCACAGCUGAAAACUUUUGUGCUGAUUUAAGGAAGCAAUACAACUGGCCUUCUUUAGACUCGUUGAGUAUCUGGAGCGUCAGCAUUUGUCGGUUCGAUUACAGGCUCAAAAUGGACAGAAACAAAGAACUUUCUUCUGAAACUCAUCAGUCUAUUGUUUUGAACGGUAGUGUACAUAAUCAUACAAACAGUACACCUGUAUUAUGAUUUAUGGUGAAAACUAGAGUAGUUUGAAGGGCCAUUAAUGGGAGAAGACUAAUUCUGACUUGGAAUGCUUGUAAUAAAUUUACAUGCUAAUGAAAUAUGGGAUAUUUGUGGAUGGAUAUGUUUAUGUACUCUGAAGUGCUCCUUGUCUUGUCCCAUGCUGUAUGUGAGACUCUUCAAUUGUUUGUUGCCAUGCCAUAAAUAAGAAUAUACUACA
Molecule: messenger RNA, 2581 nt
Organism: Oncorhynchus masou masou (cherry salmon)
Lineage: Eukaryota; Metazoa; Chordata; Actinopteri; Salmoniformes; Salmonidae
Product: phospholipid scramblase 2-like
Exons: 7
Coding region: 69-1181 (370 amino acids)
Biological process (GO): plasma membrane phospholipid scrambling
Cellular component (GO): plasma membrane
Molecular function (GO): phospholipid scramblase activity
Source: RefSeq, a predicted model, not a curated record